Molecule: messenger RNA, 3166 nt
Organism: Cucurbita moschata (crookneck pumpkin)
Lineage: Eukaryota; Viridiplantae; Streptophyta; Magnoliopsida; Cucurbitales; Cucurbitaceae
Product: pentatricopeptide repeat-containing protein At3g49740
Exons: 2
Coding region: 284-2536 (750 amino acids)
Biological process (GO): RNA modification
Molecular function (GO): protein binding; RNA binding
Source: RefSeq, a predicted model, not a curated record
CUUUUGUUCAUAACAUUGUGGCAUCCAGAAAAUCCAUCCAAAUCUCUAAACUCUGUCUUGGACAGAUUAAACCCAACCAAAGCAAUUCAAUUUUAAACGAUCUUCAGUUCGCUUCGGUCUCCCAGUCUCCCAGAUACAUAGAAAUAAACUGACGAACUCAGAAUUUUUCUCUGGUUUUCACUCAAUGCAUUGGCGCCUUGAAAUCCCAAUUGAGGGUUGUUUUAAGCAACUAGUUCAAGAAGUUAUUAGCAUAAGGCAUUUCAACGAGGCGAUGAUUUGAGUAAUGAAGAAGCUCCAAUACGCCAUACAAAGCUUGAAAACCAUAACCAAAAGCGCUCCCCGAAAUCUCCUUGAAUACAACCGAUUGCUUGCAGAGCUCAAGCGAUCAAGUCGCUACUUCGACGCUUUGCAACUCUUCACUCAAAUCCAUUCAUCUCAUUGCUUCACCAUCAGGCCCGACCACUACAAUCUCUCCACCGCACUUGCCGUUUGUGCCAACUUUCGCGACAUUGCCUUCGGGUCUCAGCUCCAUGGUUACGCUGUUCGAUCUGGGCUCAAAUUCUACCCUCAUGUCGCCAAUACCAUUCUUUCGCUUUAUGCAAAAACAGAGGAUUUAGAGUCUUUGAAAAAGGGUUUCCAAGAGAUUGAGAACCCAGAUGUUUAUUCUUGGACUACGUUGUUGUCAGCUUCUACAAAAUUGGGUCAUGUUGAGUAUGCAGAUGAGGUGUUUGAUAUAAUGCCAAAGGGUCAUAUUGAAUAUACGGAUGAGGUGUUUGAUAAAAUGCCAAAGGGUAAUGUUGCGUGUUGGAAUGCUGUGAUAACUGGGUGUGCGGAAAGUGGACGUGAUUGGGUUGCCAUUAGCAUCUUUUAUGAAAUGCACAAAAUGGGCGUUAAGCCUGAUAAGUACUCUUUUGCUUGUAUCUUGAGUUUGUGUACCAAGCAAGUUGAAGAUUUGGGAAGACAGGUGCAUUCUUUGGUGAUUAAGGCUGGAUAUCUUAGCAAAGCUUCUGUGAUUAACGCUUUGAUUACUAUGUAUUUCUGUAGUGACAACCACGAGGAUGCCUUUGAGGUUUUUGAGGGAACUGAAGCUGUGUUUCAUGAUCAGAUUACAUAUAACGUAAUGAUAGACGGCUUAGUCUGCGUAGGAAGGGAUGAAGAGGCCUUGAUCAUGUUCAAAGAUAUGCAAAGGGCAUGUCUAAGUCCUACUGAGCUUACCUUGGUGAGCAUUAUGAGCUCAUGUUCAUUUGUACGAGUUGCCCAACAAGUGCACUCCCAUGCAAUUAAGCUAGGCUUUGAAUCUUUUACUUCAGUAGCAAAUUCGGCCAUAACCAUGUACUCUUCUUGUGGGGAGUUUCAGGCAGCCAAUGCAGUUUUUCAGACUCUGAGAGACAAGGAUCUCAUCUCAUGGAAUGCCAUGAUCUCGAGCCAUGUCCGAGGAAAUUUUGGAAAAUCAGCUGUUCUUACUUUUCUACAAAUGCAGAGGACUGGAAUUGGGCCAGAUGAGUUCACGUUUGGAAGCUUAUUAGGAGUUUCAGAGUUCAUCGACAUAGUGGAUAUGGGUCACGCCUUUGUAUAUAAAAACGGGUUGAUCCUCGUAAUUGAAACUUUGAACGCACUAGUUUCUUCAUACUCGAAGUGUGGAAAGAUUACACAGGCUCAUCAAGUCUUCAGUGGAAUCAAUCCAAAAAAUUUAAUCUCUUGGAAUACAGUCAUUUAUGGAUUUUUGUUAAAUGGUCUUCCAUUGCAAGCAUUGGAGCAUUUUUCUGAACUUAUAAUGUCGAAGCUCAAGCCGAGCACGUUUACACUCAGCAUUGUCCUAAGCCUUUGUUCAAACAUUUCAACCUUGGACAUUGGGAAACAGAUUCAUGGUUACAUUCUCAGAUCGGGCAACUUCUCAGAAACUUCUGUAUGCAAUGGCCUUAUAACAAUGUAUUCUAAAUGUGGGUUGUUAGAUUGGUCUCUGAGAGUUUUUAAUGUCAUGAUCAAAAGGGAUAUUAUAUCUUGGAAUUCUGUAAUAUCUGCUUAUGCACAACAUGGGCAGGGGAAGGAAGCUGUGCGCUGUUUCAAGGCUAUGCAAGACAUGUCCCCAUUUAUGCCUGAUCAAGCCACAUUCACUACUGUUCUUUCAGCUUGCAGCCACGCAGGAUUAGUUGAUGAAGCCGGUCAGAUUUUCGAGGCGAUGUUGACAUAUUAUCACGUUGUUCCUAGUGUGGAUCAGUUAUGUUGCAUCGUCGACCUUCUAGGUCGUUCGGGGUAUAUUGAUCAGGCUGAAAGUGCAAUAGAAAGUGCACAAUAUGGAGAGCAUACACAGGUCUGGUGGGCAUUAUUUAGUGCUUGUGCAGCUCAUGGAAACUUAAGGUUAGGAAGAAGUGUUGCGGGAAUCCUUCUAGAGAAAGAACGUGAUAAUCCAUCGGUGUAUGUGGUUCUGUCAAAUAUAUAUGCCACUGCUGGGUGUUGGCAAGAAGCAGCCAACGUGAGGGAAUUGAUUAAGAAAACUGGUGCAAUCAAACAACCAGGCUGCAGUUGGAUCAGGUAACUGAAUCUUGCCUUACUAUAAUUCUUUUACAAUCUUUUAUUCUUCAUUGGGCUGGAUUUGACGUAUUGUUUGUACGGUGAAUUAUGUUAACGUUCAAUUUUUCAUACUGUUAUCUGUGAAUUAUCUAUCUUGUUGUUCAGCUAAGAGCUGAGGGAAGAUCACAAUCGAAUCAUCUACAAAUAGGAAAGUGCUCAUUCGGCUUGAAGUUGUGGAGAUCAUGCCUGAGAAUCGAGUGCCAUCACUACAUCGUGUAUAUUGAGCAAUCAGUGAGAUCGACGAUGAAGGCCUCGGGCUAGACGCUUUGGGCAGCUGAAACUCUAAACUACUCUUCCUAUACGUAAGAGGAGGAUCAUCACACACAAGUUCCUUCGUCCUUUGAUUUGAGAUGACACUACGUUCUCCUAGGCUAAGUUCAUGCAUUAACAUUUGAUCCGACCCAAGUGGGAAAAGCCAAACAAUUAGUUCGCGGCCCUCGAAGAAAAGAUUUGGGUGAUGGACAUGAAAUUCUAGAUCAAAAGGAUCGGAGUGGAAUGUUAGAAAUUACGAUUCUCUAGAAUGAUAUGAUAUUGUCCACUUUGAGUAUAAGCUCUUCAUGACUUUGCUUUUGGUUUCUCCAAAAGGCCUCAUACC